Cinclus cinclus is the source of this 1329-nucleotide messenger RNA. RefSeq names its product androgen induced 1 (gene AIG1). Bases 60 to 776 code for a protein of 238 amino acids. The transcript has 6 exons. Gene Ontology annotation, cellular component: membrane; endomembrane system. NCBI's taxonomy places the organism in Eukaryota, Metazoa, Chordata, Aves, Passeriformes, Cinclidae. The record is from RefSeq and is a predicted model, not a curated record.
CUGGGACACAGACACGGACACAGACACGGGCACACGGAAGCGCACCCCGCGCCGCAAACAUGGCGUUGGUGCCCUGCCAGGUGCUGCACGCCGCCAUCCUCCUGUCCUAUUGCUCCAUCCUGUGCAAUUACAAGGCAAUUGAUAUGCCCGCGCAUCAGACCUAUGGAGGCAGCUGGAAAUUUCUGACCUUCAUAGACCUGGUUAUCCAAGCUGUCUUCUUUGGGAUUUGUGUCUUGACUGACCUGUCCAGUCUUCUCACUAGAGGGAAUGACAGUCAAGAGCAAGAGAGGCAGCUGAAAAAACUAAUUUCCCUCCGUGACUGGAUGAUGGCUGUUCUAGCUUUCCCUGUGGGAGUGUUUGUUGUGACGAUGUUUUGGAGCAUCUAUAUCUAUGACAGGGAACUGGUUUACCCAAAGCUGCUUGAUAAUUUUAUACCAGCAUGGCUAAAUCAUGGAAUGCACACAACAGUUUUGCCCUUUGUAUUAAUCGAGAUGAGAACAACACAUCAUCAGUAUCCCAGCAGGAGCUGUGGACUUGCUGCAGUGUGCACCUUCGCUGUUGGCUAUAUUUUAUGGGUGUGCUGGAUUCACCAUGUUACAGGAGUGUGGGUGUACCCACUUCUUGAGCACCUCAGCCCGGGUGUUAAAAUAAUCUUUUUUGCAGCUGUUACCAUAGUAAUUAAUGUAUUCUACUUGGUGGGAGAAGUCCUGAACAACUACAUCUGGGAUACACAAAAAUGUAUUGAAGAAGGAAAAGAAAAGCCAAAAUUGGAGUGAACAAUAAGAGGCAACACAGAGGAUUGUUUUUGGUUCCAUGGAAGAUUUCUCAUCCCCAGCAGAGCUUGGCCUGGAGAGGAAUCUUUUGGAAAGGAGGAAGUUUCAUGGGUCCACUUCUCAGUGCAAGGAUACUUUUGGAUUUUAUAUGGGGGGAAACUGAUUUUAGCUGAGAAUAAUAUUAAUGUUUCAACCUUCAAUUUCUCCAUGCUUGCAUGUGACAUAUACAUAUAAGAUGUAUAUUUAUCUCCAAGGCAUUCUCAAUGUGCAUUUCUUGAAUCAAAUAAAUCAUUAAACCAUUAAGUCAUUAGAUCUUUUUACUUCUGCCAAGAAGAACAAUGAGUCCAUUCUCUGUAUUGUUUGAGAAAAGGUUAACCAGAUAGGUUGAAUACAGGGAAACAAAGCAAUCCUAUAUAUUUCAAAUUACAGCAUAGAAGUUAAUUGCAUGAAUGUAUCUAAAGAAGAGUUCAGUCUGACUGAAGUAUUAAUGUAACACUAUGUAACAGUUGCCUUAAAUUCGUUAUGUUAAUAAUUUUACCAGUCCAGUGAAAUCUUA